Venustampulla echinocandica is the source of this 570-nucleotide messenger RNA. RefSeq names its product putative Biogenesis of lysosome-related organelles complex 1 subunit KXD1. Gene Ontology annotation, biological process: endosome organization; regulation of protein localization. The record is from RefSeq and is a predicted model, not a curated record. Lineage: Eukaryota; Fungi; Ascomycota; Leotiomycetes; Helotiales; Pleuroascaceae. The coding region runs from base 1 to 570 and encodes 189 amino acids. The transcript is spliced from 3 exons. Gene Ontology annotation, cellular component: endosome; BLOC-1 complex.
AUGGCCUACCAGCAAGGUUACUACCAGACCAACUCCCUCCCCAUUGCAGUUCCUGCAAAGCCGCAGCAUGCUCAAUAUUACACCCCUCAAACUCACGGGUAUGGAAUUUCACCUCCUGAAGUUGCCGAAUCUGUUACCACAGGAUCGAGCAUGACUCCAGCAUAUGGCCAUUCCACAUACUCUACAAAUUCCGGCAGCUAUGCCGGUAGUGGGAGCGAUUACGACAGCACAUCUUCUGCCAGUGGCUUGGAUAUGCAAGAGUAUGUUCAAGAUCGCUUCAAUGGCGCUUUUGACCCUCUUCCUCUGGAUCGCACCCUGGCUGUCCAGGCGCAAACAUCUGGAUUGCUAAAUGCGAAGCAUCGAGAACUUCAAGAUUUGCAGCAAUUGGCACAGCAGCGACUUGCGAGGUCGCGAGCCAGGUUGGCUGAAGGCUACCAGGAUGCUAAGGAAGUGAAGAGAGAUCUCGAGUGGACACAAAAGCGCGUUUCAUCAAUGAAAACGAAAGCUUCUCGCAAGCACCCAAAAGAAUACAAGCAAGCACGCGCGCGCUACCCAUCGCCAGAAUACUAA